CCAAUUAUAGCUCAGGAAGACUGACAGGGAAACAAGUGCGAGUUUCUCACACUGUUGGGCUGUUUUGGGUUCUUGAUGUUCCUGUUGGGUAAAAACAGCCCAAACGGCGGCUGGACAGCACUUCACCUGGCCAGUUACUUCGGCCAGAAAGAAGUUGCUGAGGGACUGCUGAAGGCAGGUGUUGAGGUGAAUGUGCAGAAUGACCUGGGCGACACUCCUCUCCACCUUGCAGCCCAGUCAGGAAGAAAGGAGGUUGUUCUGCUGCUCCUGCGGUAUGGUGCCUGUGCCACAGUAAUCAACGGAGCUGCUCAGACCCCUAGGGCUGUCACAGAAGAUGAUGAAAUCAUUACUAUGCUGGAAGCUGCAGAGAGAAGAGAGAGCAGGAAGAUGGAGGAGAAACUUCUGGAAGCAGCGAGAGAGGGAGAUUCCCCCACCAUAGCUCAGCUGUUCCUCAGGAACAGGCCGCCAGAUAUCCACUGCAAAGACGCUGAAGGCAACACACCAUUACACAUUGCAGCCUGCAGGGGGCAUAGACAGUUCGUGGAUGAGCUGCUUAAGAAUGGAGCCAGUCCCACUGCCAAGAACAGGAGCGGCCAGUCUGUGUUGGACCUUACAGAAGAUGAUGAGAUAAGGAUUCUACUAGAAACAUGUAAAGAAAAGAGUGCAGCCAGCACGGCCAGAAAGUUUGAAGGACUGUUGUGGAAGAAGUCAAAUUUCUUGGCCUGGGCCUCACACUGGGUUGUUCUGGAGAAUGGGAACUUGAGCUGGUACUCAAAACAGUCUGAUGCGGAGUGCAGCGAUCGCAGACAGGGCUUUAAGCCUCUUAUGAGGGCUCAGUGUGUGGUGAAAGCCUGGGAUAAAUACUUUUUCACACUCAGGUGUUGUGAUGGCAGUGUUCAUCACUUCAAAGUGUCCUUUAAUUGUGGAGAACCGGAAGUCACCAGAAGAAAAUGGCUGGACGCCAUAGAGGAGCACUCAGCAUACAGCGCUCGCUGUGGCAGGCCGGAAAACACCGGUGCAGAGGAAGAGCACGCAGCUGAAGAGGACACGGCUCUGGGAGACUUGUCAGACUGCCUGCAGGCAGCUGAAAGCUACCAGCAGAAGUUGGAGUCUCAGGUGGCUGUCUUCGUCUCUAUGGUGAAGAAUGAGGAUAACAACAAGAGAGAAAUGGCAGGUCCUGAGCUCCUGAAGGCCAGAGAGAUAUGUAAGCUAUGCAGUGAGACGAGCUCUGCACUGAGACACUGCCUGGAUCUGCUCUCCAGACGUGAAGAGGUGUGGAGUGUGAAAUUGGAACAGGAAGUAGAGAAGAAUAAGAUUCUCUCUGAGGCUCUGCAGACGUUAGCGACCGAGCGUCAGCGGCUCAAGCAGGCGCUCUCUAAAGGCAGGACGUCUCCGACCCCCAGCACGCUCACUGAGGAUGAGUUCUACGAUGCUCUCACUGUGCAAGUGGUUCUUGGACAGCUGUGUGAUCAGUUUCCUGUCUGUGAGCGGACUCUCCCACCGUUAGAGCGGCUGGACCUCUCGCUCAGCGUCAGCCUCCAUCCAAACCCCCAGGGCCCUGCCAGCAUGUCUGGGGAUGGUAACCAUGGCGACAAGGCUCACCAUAACGGAGUCAAGAAACACAGAAUGUCUCUUCCUGCACCCAUGUUCUCAAGAAAUGAUGUCAGCAUCUGGAGUAUCCUGAAGAAAUGUAUUGGCAUGGAACUGUCUAAAAUCGCCAUGCCGGUCAUCUUUAACGAGCCUUUGAGUUUCCUCCAGCGGCUGACUGAGUAUAUGGAGCACACGUACCUCAUUCACCAAGCCAACGCUUCCACAGACUCCAUCCAGAGGAUGAAGUGCGUGGCCGCAUUCGCAGUGUCUGCUGUAGCUUCACAGUGGGAGAGGACUGGCAAGCCCUUCAAUCCACUGCUGGGUGAAACCUACGAGCUGAUCAGAGAGGACCUCGGCUUCAGGUGGGUUUCUGAGCAGGUGAGCCACCAUCCGCCGGUCAGUGCGUUCCAUGCUGAAGGUCUGAAAGACGACUUCCUGUUUCACGGCUCUAUUUACCCUAAACUGAAGUUCUGGGGGAAGAGUGUGGAGGCGGAGCCUCGCGGAAUCAUCACUCUGGAGUUACCCAAACACAAUGAAGCGUACACCUGGACCAACCCUACCUGCUGUGUCCAUAACAUCAUAGUGGGUCAGCUGUGGAUCGAGCAGUAUGGCAACGUGGAGGUUAUUAACCAUAAAACUGGGGAAAGGUGCAGUCUGACGUUCAAGUCAUGCGGCCUUUUUGGCAAAGAGCUACACAAAGUGGAGGGUUACAUCCUUGAUAAAAGCAAAAAGAAGAUCUGUGCCAUUUACGGCAAGUGGACGGAGUGCUUGUACACCGUAGAUCCAGCUACGUUUGACCUUCACAAGAAAGCGGAUAAGAAAUCUGCUGAGGAGAAGAAAGGCAGCAAGCAGAGCAGCGUGGAUGAGGAACCCGAGGAGAUGCCCCCUCCAGAGGCCGAGACCGUGCAGGUCAUUCCAGGCAGCGAACUCAUCUGGAGGAUAUCACCCAGACCUGAUAACUCAGCUCAGUACUACGCCUUCUCCACCUUUGCCAUGCAACUGAAUGAGCUGGAGGACGACAUGAAGGAGAGUCUGCCUGCUACAGACUGCCGUCUGCGGCCCGACAUCCGUGCCCUGGAGAGUGGAGACAUAGAUUUGGCGAGUGCUGAGAAGAAGAGACUGGAAGAGAAACAAAGAGUGGCACGAAAGAACCGAUCCAAAUCGAGCGAAGACUGGAAGACCAGGUGGUUCCACCAAGGACCCAACCCACACAACGGAGGACAAGACUGGCUCUACUCUGGAGGCUACUGGAACAGGAACUACUCUCAACUGCCUGACAUUUACUAACUUAAACCUUCAGCACUACAAAAUCCAUACUUAACCCACCGCUGUGCAUAACAAUUCUUAGCCCGUUCGGACAGAAUUGGGUUCAGUUAUCUUGCAUUUUCAACAUGAGGCAGUCCAUUUGGAGUAAAACUGGAAAAGAGGACGCAUGCUUGUUCACAUGACCAUUAUCUUCAGUGCAGAAUGUGAAUUAUUGUAGCGCUGAAACAUGCUGUGAUGGUGAGGGAAGCUGUACGACAGUUAACUUGACUGCUUUUGUAUUUACCACCUUAUACAGUAUGCUGAACCGGGAGGUGGGGGCAGAUGGCAGAUGCUCUUGAAUAUGCAGUGUGAGGUAACGUUUGUGUAUACAGAGACUUGCAUUUCAACUUCAGAGAAAUAAUUUAUAUACAUAUCAUAGAGUUAUAUUUCAAUAGCUGUAGCAUUGUUGUAAAUAAUAAGGGUAUAGAUGAGAAUUAAGUUUCUGUAGACUUCCAGUCACUAAAUGAAAUAAACAGUAGGCAAGAAAACACCUCAUAAUCCUAGCAGCAGACUAAAUCUGUUGUUUUCUUGAGAUAAAUUAGAUUUUAUAAUAGUCAGUGUUUUAAAGGCUAGAUCUAGAUCUAGACUUAACUUAAUGCUGGGCUAAAAAGGAAUGAAUCUCUGCCUUAUUCAGUCUUUAGCCCAGUACUAGGUUUGAACAAACUGGCCCAAAGAAGUAGGUAAACCAUAGAUCGCAGUUUGGUAGAUACAAAAUGUUGACAUAGAAGUUAUUUAUUGAAUAGUAUAUUGUAGUUCUUUGAUGGUGAGUAUUGAGAACCUCUCGAAGGUGUAGACCUGGGGUCAUCAAAGAGCAGAUUUGGACUGAGAGCAAGUUUUCUCCAGGCCUAACCCAUUCUUUCAGUUCUAUUGACAUUAUACUGAAUCUAUAAGAAGAAGCAUUUUUGUGCUGCCACCAACAACUACUGAAACAUUUAAGCAUAAACAGGAGAUAUUCUAGCUCUCUCUGAUAGAGGACAGACUUUUUUUCACAAGACAGCCGGCGUGCUGUCUUACACAAGCUGUGCUUCACAGCCACCGUGUUCUUUUCUAAUAGCAACUGUUUACUUGCAGAUGUGAUGGCUGGAUGGUUGGAUAAGCAUUUCAGAAUGAUUGCAUAAUAACAUCAUACUAAAGCAUUUUCUAUUAUGCAAAUUCUGAAAAUGCACAUUAAAAAAUCUAAGAACACCAGGACCCAGAAAUUUGGAAAAUGCCUAAAUAUCACAAAAGGCAGUUUUACACUUGGAUGAGGUGAAAAGGCUGGUUUAUCUAUAAAGGACAAAGGCAAAAAGCUGUGAAAGAAGCAGAUUUUUUGAAUAAGUGAUGACAUAGCAAGAACGAAAGACAGGCACUAUGCCCUGUCAGAACUGUUUGCCAUGCUGACAUUCCCAGGAGUUUGACAGCGAAGUGGGAGAGCAAUUUCAGCCCUUAUUAAACGGGCCACUGUCUACCCUGCACAGCUUCUCUGCAUUGUUAAGAUUAUAUGCAGCUGACAGAUGGCUGUCAAAAGUGCUCUAUCAAGAGCUAAUAAAGGUUCAAAUCUUUCCAAUUUUAUACACCACGUGCUCGGCUCACAUUGUGUGUGGAAUUUGCACAAAAAUGGUAGUCUGUGAAAUGUUUGAAUGCAAAACCUACUCCAUUUUCCCCUUAAAGGUAAUGUUACCUUUCUAACACCUCUGUGUGGCAGGCUAUGUUAUGUUAGCACAGCUAAUAGUGUAUAUGCACAGUUCUGCUUUGCUUAUGGCAGCUCUAUCUUAGACUUUGACAUCUGAAGCUUGUGAGAGGCAUUAUUGUAACAUAUUACACUGGGGUUCUGGCCCAAACAGCAUUUGCUCUGGCAGAAUUUGGUCCAAGGUCAAAGCUAUUUGAUGACCCCUGGUGUAGACGGAAGAAUGUGUAGCCUAAAGACCAACCAAUCACAAAUGUUUUGGACAUUCAGAGUUUGUUGAGUUGUUGGUUCAAUGUGAAAAUAAGCUAGACGUCUAUAAAACUAUUUAAA
Messenger RNA from Colossoma macropomum (tambaqui), 4891 nucleotides. Its product is annotated as oxysterol-binding protein-related protein 1. NCBI's taxonomy places the organism in Eukaryota, Metazoa, Chordata, Actinopteri, Characiformes, Serrasalmidae. Gene Ontology annotation, molecular function: protein binding; cholesterol binding. Gene Ontology annotation, cellular component: cytosol; membrane; intracellular membrane-bounded organelle. The record is from RefSeq and is a predicted model, not a curated record.